Microtus ochrogaster (prairie vole) is the source of this 3332-nucleotide messenger RNA. RefSeq names its product nucleosome assembly protein 1 like 1 (gene Nap1l1). Gene Ontology annotation, biological process: nucleosome assembly. The record is from RefSeq and is a predicted model, not a curated record. Gene Ontology annotation, cellular component: nucleus. Lineage: Eukaryota; Metazoa; Chordata; Mammalia; Rodentia; Cricetidae.
GCUCCUCCCGCCGCCGUCGCCGCCGCCGCCGCCCUGAGUCACUGCCUGCGCAGCUCCGGCCGCCCGGCUCCGCGUCCGAGCCUCCUGGAACGAUAUUUGGAGUUCUUACAAGAUGGCAGACAUUGACAACAAAGAACAGUCUGAACUUGAUCAAGAUUUGGAUGACGUUGAAGAAGUAGAAGAAGAAGAAACGGGUGAAGAAACAAAAAUCAAAGCGCGUCAGCUGACUGUUCAGAUGAUGCAAAAUCCUCAGAUUCUUGCAGCCCUUCAGGAAAGACUGGAUGGUCUGGUAGACACACCAACAGGAUACAUUGAAAGCUUGCCUAAAGUAGUCAAGAGACGAGUGAACGCUCUAAAGAAUCUUCAGGUUAAAUGUGCACAGAUAGAAGCCAAGUUCUAUGAGGAAGUUCAUGAUCUCGAAAGGAAGUAUGCUGUUCUCUAUCAGCCUUUAUUCGAUAAGCGAUUUGAGAUCAUUAAUGCAAUUUAUGAGCCUACAGAAGAAGAAUGUGAGUGGAAAGCGGAUGAGGAGGAAGAGGUUUCGGAGGAGCUGAAAGAAAAGGUCAAGAUUGAAGAUGAGAAAAAGGAUGAAGAAAAAGAAGACCCUAAAGGGAUUCCAGAAUUUUGGUUGACAGUUUUUAAGAAUGUUGAUUUGCUCAGCGAUAUGGUUCAGGAGCAUGAUGAGCCUAUUCUGAAGCACUUGAAAGAUAUUAAAGUGAAGUUCUCGGAUGCUGGCCAACCCAUGAGUUUCAUCUUAGAAUUUCACUUUGAACCCAAUGAAUAUUUCACAAAUGAAGUGUUAACAAAGACUUACAGGAUGAGGUCAGAACCGGAUGAUUCUGAUCCCUUUUCUUUUGAUGGACCAGAAAUUAUGGGCUGUACAGGGUGCCAGAUAGAUUGGAAAAAAGGAAAGAAUGUUACUUUGAAAACCAUUAAAAAGAAGCAGAAACACAAGGGACGUGGGACAGUUCGUACUGUGACUAAAACAGUAUCCAAUGACUCUUUCUUUAAUUUUUUUACCCCUCCUGAAGUUCCUGAGAAUGGAGAUCUGGAUGAUGAUUCGGAGGCUAUACUGGCUGCAGACUUUGAAAUUGGUCACUUUUUACGGGAGCGGAUAAUCCCGAGAUCAGUGCUGUACUUUACUGGGGAGGCUAUUGAGGAUGAUGACGAUGAUUAUGAUGAAGAAGGUGAAGAAGCUGAUGAGGAAGGGGAAGAAGAAGGAGAUGAGGAAAAUGACCCUGACUAUGACCCAAAGAAGGAUCAGAACCCUGCAGAGUGCAAGCAGCAGUGAAGCAGAAGGCCUGGCCUUGAGGACGGCCUGCCCUGUAAUAGCCUAAGCUCGACUCAGUUACUCACAGCCUUAUGGUUUUGUAUUUUCUUGGUAGAAUCAGUAAGUUUUUAAAGGAAAGGAAAUUGAUAUUUUAAAGACCAAUUUGUUCUGCCUAGACUCCUUACUAUAGUUCUGUCAGAUAUGUUGAAUGCAUAUAAAUCCUCUAUUGCAUGUUCAUUUAUUGCUGCAGCUUGGUUCUUCUGGAAUAUUUUCAUCAUGUAGCUAUUGUAAUACAAUUAUGAAAAUCAACUGUUGAACUCAUUUGGUUUAGCUGCUGCCUUCCUAAAGAACCAAAGUUGGUUUCAGCUGGUAGAAGAACAAGUUGAAGUCUGCCUGCAUCCACUCAUGCUUCUGUAGUGUUGCUAGGGGAUGCGGUGACUGACACUUUGGAGAAAGGAAAAUUGUGGUUAAGAAUUUCCAGGAGGAUCAAACCUAAUAACUGAGGUUAUUAAGGGAGUUUUAUAUUUUAGAUGCUGUAACAGAAGUCGAUUCAUGACUAUUAGUUAAGCAAGAUGAACAAAUGCUAGGCGUUGGUUUUUCUUGUUUUGUUUUGUUUCCAGAACUUAAUCUGAUAGUAUUUAAAUGUACUUUGAAAACCUCCAUUAAUGAAAUAUCUUUUCUUUGCGGUAGGGACUACCUUCUGCUUUCCUGGAAAGGAUGGACUUACAUCAUUUGAACCUAUUUUCAAUUUUUCUCUUGUUUGUUUGCCUAAUUUUGUUUUUAUAGCGUAAAAUAAAAAUGUCACACAGUUUGAGCUGUCGCAGGAUCAUGUCUCAGUUUGUGCUGAUUGAGGCUUGCAGAGGGUUAGCUUGAGUUCAGGGAUGCCUAGUUUUCCAUGCUGACCAACUUCGGAGGAAGGAAUACAUACACAUGGGCUUUGAAAACUAACAAGUGUUGUACCAUACUUUUUUUAAGCAAAGGUUAAAUUCUAUUUGUUAGAACUAAGUAUCUUUGUGACUGUUUAUUUGAAUACUCAGUGCUCAAGGAUGUCACUUAGCCAUGCUUCUGUUUACUAUGGAGAAUUGAGAAUGGGUGGUACUAUUGAUUUAACUACCUCACAGAUAUGUUAAGGCAUAUUGGGGUAAUUCUCACAUCUUCUCAAUCUUACUAAAUGCCCAAAAGAAUCAGGCCCCUGUACCACAGUGUGAUGGUCAGCAUUCUAGUCACACCGAGCUUGAUACAUACUGGAGUGUGUGUAUCUCCUACUCUGGGAAUGGAUGAAAUAGUACAUGACUUCAAGAUAUUCAAGGGUUCCUGUCUAUUUAUUUAGUGCCCCCCCUUUGAGUGUUGCAAGUGACCACGUGUAAUAAAUCCCAAAGUGGUAAUGAGGCCAUUGCAGGGGGUGAUGACAUUAACAUCUUUUAGAUGCUAAGAGCCACAUUUAAAAUACCUCAGGCUAAUUACUGUUCAUUUUGGGGAAGGGGCUUUGCCUCCCAGGGUAAUCGGGUUGUGCUUGGAGGACAGUCUUUCAUGUCAUUCCUGCUGUUAAUCAAAUUGACAUCUUUUUUUUUCCCUUUUGUGGAGAGCUGUUAUUCUUUUUGUGAAAUUUCAGUAUUAAGGUCUUAGGAUGUGAACACAUUCUAUAACUAACCUCUUCCUGAGAUUUUUAACUACUGGAAAUCCUUAACCAAUUACAUUAUUUCCUUUAUUUUGAAAAUGACUUGGUUGCUAUCUAUUAGAUUCUUUGUGCUAUUUUCUGUAAUCAUAGUUCUUUUAAACACAGCUUAUUUUCUUGAACAUUAAAGUUUGUAAUCUAAAGAUAGAAUCCCGUUUUCGGUGAACUUAAAGAGCUAGCACUGUCUUUUCCCUUCCUUACUUAGGAAGUAGCUGUUGCCAAAGUGAACAGGUAGCUGCUUCUUGUUGUAUGAUCGGAAUGUGCUUUGGACGUGGGGGUCAGUGUUCAUUAUGACAUUUUGUCAGUCCCCAAAUGGUUCUAUUCCAUUCUAGAAGUCUGAAAUAUGUAAUUUGAAAUCCUUAAUAAAAUUGGAUCUAAUUUUAUAAAAUA